This is a messenger RNA of Diprion similis, 1681 nucleotides long. It is a transcript of the gene Cyp40, whose product is annotated as peptidyl-prolyl cis-trans isomerase D. The record is from RefSeq and is a predicted model, not a curated record. Gene Ontology annotation, biological process: protein peptidyl-prolyl isomerization. The coding region runs from base 117 to 1250 and encodes 377 amino acids. Gene Ontology annotation, molecular function: protein binding; peptidyl-prolyl cis-trans isomerase activity. Lineage: Eukaryota; Metazoa; Arthropoda; Insecta; Hymenoptera; Diprionidae. The transcript is spliced from 6 exons.
CAGAUGACAAUAUGAUAAGUGGCCGCGAGGUACGAUGGAAAGAUCUAUAGGGUAGAUUUUUAAAUUGAAAGGAAGUAUUUUAUUAUUAAUAACCAAGGCAAAAAGCGUCAUUAAAAAUGAAACGUCCACUUGAAGAUCAGGACAAUGGUUAUGAGAAAAAUCCUAUCGUUUUUCUGGACAUUGCCAUCGAAGGUGAAAGAGUGGGUCGCAUCGUGCUCGAGCUAUUCAAACACUUGGUGCCAAGAACAGCUGAAAAUUUCAGAGCGCUAUGCACAGGAGAAAAGGGAAUAGGAAUGAACGGAAAACCCUUGCACUACAAAGGGUCAAUUUUUCACAAAGUCGUUCCUCAAUGCAUGAUUCAGGGUGGCGACAUUAUAAACUUCGACGGCUCUGGAGGGGAGAGCAUAUACGGAUCAAAUUUUGAGGAUGAGAGUUUUGAAUACAAAAGUAUAGAACAAGGAUGUCUCGUGAUGGUCAACGAAGGGUCUAGGAAUUCAAAUAGUUCUCAAUUUGUCAUCACUGCUGUACCUUGCCCUCAUCUAGACGAAACAAACGUUGCAUUUGGAAAAGUGCUCAAAGGGAUGGGCGUUGUGCUUGAAGUGAAUCAAGUGGAAACGAUUAAAGACGUACCACAAAAGAAAAUACGUAUAGUGAAUUGUGGUGAACUAAAAAGAGGCGAAUCGUGGGGCUUGGAGGAAAGAGAUAAUACAGAAGAUGUGUUUCCUUCUUGGCCAGAGGAUUGGGAUCUUGAUUCAACUGCUGAUAAAAUGGAUAUGUUCUGCAUUGAAGAGGUUGUUAAGAAAAUCAAAGACUCUGGCAAUCAUUAUUUUUCGGAAAAAGAUUAUGCAACAGCGGAGAGGAAGUAUACAAAGGCAUUGAGAUAUAUCGACUGGGGGAUGAAAUUGAAUAACUCGACCGAGAAGCCUAGUGAGAAUGGAGCUGGAGAACUGAGAGUCGCUAUUCUGUCAAAUCUUGUGGCAGUGAAAUUGAAACGAGACCAAUGUAGAGAAGCCCUGAAAAUUUGCAAUAAGAUUCUCAACAUUGAUAGAAACAAUUGCAAAGCGAUGUACAGAAGAGGUCUAGCACAUAUGGGUCUAAACGAAUAUCAACUUGCUCUGACGGAUAUGAAACAAGCAUUGGAAGAGAUGCCGAAUAAUAAAGAGAUCAUACAGAAAAUGGAGAAAGUGAACAAGAUAAUACAGUCGUACCUGGUUUACGAAAAAGAGAUAUGCCUAAAAAUGUUCAAAUGAAAUUUAUGUACAUAUAUACAAUACCAUAAAUGCAUGUACUCGCGAAAAUUGAAUUUUGUAAAGGGUUACAUGGAGUCUAUUAUUAUUAUUAAGGAUUAAAUGUAUCAAUAUUUGAAUUAAGGAUUAGAAAUUUGUUUGUUACAGAAGCUGGCUUUGAAGUUUUUAUGAUCAUUAUUUAAGAUUAGAAACCGAACUAAUUGAUCACGGGCUGGCUAUACGCUGCUGAUUUCCUAAAGAAUUUUAAUUCAAACGUAUAGAACAAUCCGAGCACAUGGUAUUAAGUUUAGUGACUGUAAUGAAUCAAAUUUAUUAAUCGAAUUCUCAUGUUUAGCGGACAUUCGAAGUUGUGGCUUAAGCUUUAGCUUUUUACGUCACGUUGUCGGACGAUGCUUAACAAUAAGAUUGAUAAACUGCAGAAUUUUGCUAAAUCU